Molecule: messenger RNA, 2200 nt
Organism: Jaminaea rosea
Lineage: Eukaryota; Fungi; Basidiomycota; Exobasidiomycetes; Microstromatales
Exons: 1
Coding region: 109-1872 (587 amino acids)
Source: RefSeq, a predicted model, not a curated record
ACUCUUGACCUUUGAUGUUACAUCACAUACCGUUCACAGAUGCCUAGAGCCACUUCGCCCUCGUAAGCGCGUUUGCAUUCUACUCGCCUUGGGGGCGACUAGUCAGCAAUGUCCGCGUCAUGCGCGUCGCAGACUCCUUCCAGCCCUGGCCUGUGGGACCAGCUCUCUCCUAUCCCGCUCAGCUCCUUCCAUACGCCAGGUAAUAGUCAGGAGCAGCAACCCCGCCUCCAGGAAGAGCAGGAGGCAUCGUCGCCUUCCCCUUCACCCGCAAACCCAUUCGAUGUCGGACUUCCGUGGACUCAAGGCCAGCACUUUGCUACUCAGGUACAACGUCGCUUCUUUCUCGAUGGGUUCAGGGUUCCAAGGAUAGCCGGGCGCUUCAAUGGAGUCAACGACGACGAGGAAGCCAUCUUCGUCGAAAGCUCUUCGAUGGCGGCGACAAGGGCUGAUAAUGAGGGCUAUCAGUCAAGCAGCAAUAAGAGGAGACGUGCGAGUCCGGCUACGGCCGGCGUUGCUGCGCCAGAGGCAUCGGCAACGCUCCAAGCGCAUUUGAGCAGGCCACGACCACGGCAUCGAGCUUUUGCGCGAGCUGUCGAGGGAGAGAAUGAGGCAUCUCGGCCGGAUGCUGAGGAAGAAGAGCCGUCCGCCACUCAAUUCUUCUCGAGGAAACGCAUUGCGCGUACAUGUCCCCCAGCUUCCAACGACGAUGAACAUGAACAGCCUUUGCCAUCGCCGCUGCCGAGGCGAAGCCAAUCGACACCACAACGUAGUCCACCACAGCAAGCAGCAGGAAGAGGCGCACAAUCCCCGCGAGGAAUCAGAUCACCACCAAGUCGAUCCCCUGACGCCCACCAGCGCCAAGACUCUGCGUCUGAGCGUCAAGAGCAAGUAUCCUCCACCCUCACCUCUACGCUUCCAGCCACGAGUCGUUCCCUCUCCGUCCCUCUACCGCCGGCGCCGCCACUCGCUGUAGAUUCAGAAGAAAGUCAAACACCACGACGCGGACUCGCUCCCCUUCUACACGAGCUGAGCUCCGAAAAGCAGGCAGGUUACUGGGCACAAUUCAACGACGACGAUGUUCGGGAGGCCGACGAGGUCAGCCGAGGCGAAUCCUAUAAUGCGCCACCUAGAAAUCCAAGGACGCCAGCUGGUGGAGUAGGAAUCUUGCUGAGGGCAGGAGGCGGACCAGGAGGAGGAGGAGCAAGAGGCUGGGCUUCGCGCGUACACAGCGAGUCGAGGUUGCUGCCUAAUCGUCUCAUUGCUGGGUGCCAUCAGGAGGAUGAAGAUGAGGCAAGGGGAGCCCUGCUUCCGCAUCCUGCUCCACUGGCACGACAGCUCAACGAAGACCACUUCGUCGCUGUAGGCAACGAAGAGUCGCCAUCAAGACCGUGCGCGGCUGUUGCCCCGCCAGCUGGCGCCACGGUCGCCGUGCCUCUCCAGCGGGUCCGCUCCGCCCUAGACAUCACGGCCGACAUGCUCGAAUCGCCUCUUGUCAAUCGUCAAGAUGACUCAAGAAUAGCAGCUCCAAUGGCCCCUCCCCGCGCACCCAUCAGCGUAGUCACUCCGGCCCGUUCACGCAACCAGCACGGCAUGGGACUGGCACGCAAGACGUGGGACACGACCUGGCUUGCGGAUGGGGCACGCGUUGUCAGAGGACGUGUGGUGAGAAGCGCGGGGAGCACGAAUUCGGGGGCCUUUGGGGAUGGAACCGCGAGGAAGAAGACGACGGGAAGAGGAGUUGGAGUUGCGCAAGGAGAGAACGGCUCGCCCUCGGUUGCGACGAGGCGGGGAGGUGCAAGGGGAGGAAGGGGAGGGAGGGGCAGAGGAACAGCACCGAGUGCACAAAUGGGGAGGGGAGGGAGAGGACGAUAGCGACACACAUGUAUUUCCAUUAUGACCUGUUUCCAACGACGCUCCGUUCCCGCCAAAGCUAUCGCUGUCCUCCUCGUCGAGGCGGGAGUCCGCCUGCCCGCCCACUCUCCCCAGCUCUCACGUGAAGCACUUCGCCCACUCGUCACCACUCUUGACCCAGUCAAGCCCCCGAACGACAGCGUCAAGCGGGCAAAGCCCUGCCUCAAUUCUCUUACGAUCUUCGCUGGACGCGUUCUUUGCGGCAGGGCACCACGGCGCACUCUUUGCCUGCUGCACGGCCUCAUUCGCCCUGACCCUCACAUAGCGAGCGGGCUCCACAUUCCCCCUU